Messenger RNA from Fukomys damarensis (Damara mole-rat), 1292 nucleotides. RefSeq names its product interleukin 13 (gene Il13). Bases 872 to 1273 code for a protein of 133 amino acids. Lineage: Eukaryota; Metazoa; Chordata; Mammalia; Rodentia; Bathyergidae. Gene Ontology annotation, biological process: immune response. The transcript has 4 exons. The record is from RefSeq and is a predicted model, not a curated record. Gene Ontology annotation, molecular function: cytokine receptor binding. Gene Ontology annotation, cellular component: extracellular region.
CGUCCUGGAGUGGAAUCUUCCCUCUCACGCAUAUGGACACCAAAUAUCAAGGGGCGAUCAAUCCUCCAAUCUGCCGAGAAAGGGCGCAACCUGGGCUAAAGAAAGACCAUAAAGACUUGCAUAGUUUCCUAGCAUGUAGGGGACCAGGAGUUCAGCGCCUCAGAGAAGGCAAAGACAAAGACUCUGCAAGCUUGCCACGAUUUCUUGAGUGCACACAGUCAUUGGAGGGAGCAUCCAGGGGUUCAGGAUUCAGAAGGCAGCGGUAAAGCUGUGGGGAUGAGGGCGGUAGGGACAGCGUUCUUACAAGAGCAGGUGGGAUGAAAUAGCGGGCUAACAAGGAAUGUGUCCUCCCCCAGGUGAAAUCCCUGUCCCUCUCUCCCAUGUGCUCGUUCUCUCUGUGCCUCUCGUUUCUUAUUACUCCUUAGUUCUCAACAAACCAGGAUGUCUUCAGCAUCACAGCAUAACGGGACCAUUGAGGCCUCAGCUUUAACCAGAGGCAAAUGGAGUUAUGUUUCCAAGUGUCAAACCUGACCUGAGGGCGAGAAGACCAGGCCUCAGAAAGCCCUAACAACGAUUUAAUUAUGAAAUGAUUUUUGCCCAAAAUUAUGUAGAAUGCUCUCCACAGGAAACUGCCCUAGAUCUUCCAUGAGAAAUCAAGCUCCUUCCUUUAUAUGAUGCUGGAUUUUCCACAAACUAAGAUCAAGAUGAGUAGAGAUGUGGUUUCUAGAUAGUGCCCGGCACAGCCGAGACCAGAGGUUGAGGCGUCACUGCUUGGUCCUAUAAAAGCUGCCACCAGAGGCCCAGGCCACAAGCCGCUCUGCUGGGGCCAGUUCACAACGCGCCUGCGCCUCUGUCCUCCUGUUCCCUCUUCAUGGCGCUCUGGGUGACUGUGGUCCUUGCUCUUGCCUGCCUCAGUGGCCUGACCGCCCCGGGCCCAGUGUCUUCCCAGAUGGCCCUCAAGGAGCUCAUCGAGGAGCUGGUCAACAUCACACAGGACCAGAAGAUUCCCCUCUGCAAUGGCAGCAUGGUGUGGAGUGUCAACCUGACAGUGGGCAUGUGGUACUGCGCAGCCCGGGAGUCCCUGAUCAACGUCUCCAGCUGCAGCGCCCUGAACAGGACCCAGAAGAUACUGAACAGUCUGUGCCAGCAGCACAAGGCCGUGGCCAAGAUUUCCAGCUUCCAUAACCGAGACACCAAAAUUGAAGUGGCCCAGUUCGUGAAGAAUCUGCUCAGGUAUUUACAGAAAAUGUAUCACGGAGGAAAGUUCAACUGAGGCACGAAGCCGGCAGAGA